CGCUGUUUUAGUCAUCAAGAGCUAAAUUGCCGGAGACAGAAAACUAAUGGAUGGUUAAAAACAUCGAGUCUUACGUCAUUGCCAAGUCUUUUAACAACGUAAGCUACUGUUAGAAGGCAGAUUAAGGACUUGCCUCUGACCGUGGCCAGUCCCUGAAUAUGAACUGCUGUCGCUUCCCGGAGCUUUCUUUCCUUCAGUUUCUGUUCCUCAUGUUUGGAAGCUGGAUAUUUGCAAACCAUGUCGCCAAUGGACAAGGUAAAACUGUCAUCCGAGAGCCAGACCAAGAACUGACUCACGCAAAUUUUAAGGUACACAAGUUCUCCUAUCUCAACAUCACCAGCAUUGGUUCAGAUUAUGUUAUGGAAGGCAACGAGUGUGGAUUUGCUUGUGUUAACAUGCCUUCGUGCUUCUCCUUUAACCUGGCUUUAAUUCAAGACAUCAUUGGUAGAUUGCUGUGUGAAUUUCUUCCAUCGGAUAUCUACAGCAACUCGGACAAGUUCAUCGCCAGUCAGAGCCACCAUCACUUUAGCGUCACAUCUCCAUGUAUCAGUUGGCCGUGUCAGAACAACGGGACAUGCGCCGCACAUCACGAGAAGAACAAUUAUGUGUGCCUUUGCACAAAAGGAUACACCGGGAAACAUUGCGAAACGGCUCUAAUCGCCUCCAGUAUCCUGAGCGGUCUUGACCGUGACAAGUACCUAGGAGUGCUGGUAUCAUAUAUGAGUCCAGUUCUCAUGGAUUCCAGCCGCAGUGUAUUUGUUAGAUGCUGGCAUGCCAAGACAGACGGAUGGGCUGCAGCAACAUUUCAUAACAACUGUGAUGGAAAGGGACCCACAGUGACACUCAUCCUGGUCAACUCUUACAUAUUUGGAGGAUAUACCAAUGUGCCAUGGAACGGUAAGGCUUGAAAGUAAACUUUCAUAUUUGCUUAC
This is a messenger RNA of Stylophora pistillata, 932 nucleotides long. RefSeq lists its product as uncharacterized. NCBI's taxonomy places the organism in Eukaryota, Metazoa, Cnidaria, Anthozoa, Scleractinia, Pocilloporidae. The record is from RefSeq and is a predicted model, not a curated record.